Molecule: messenger RNA, 1465 nt
Organism: Diospyros lotus (date-plum)
Lineage: Eukaryota; Viridiplantae; Streptophyta; Magnoliopsida; Ericales; Ebenaceae
Product: DExH-box ATP-dependent RNA helicase DExH7, chloroplastic-like
Exons: 11
Coding region: 94-1074 (326 amino acids)
Cellular component (GO): intracellular anatomical structure
Molecular function (GO): RNA binding
Source: RefSeq, a predicted model, not a curated record
UUGUUUUAGGUUGGUGCCAUUGAAAAGGAUGAAGAGUUGACACCUCUUGGGUAUCACUUGGCAAAACUUCCAGUUGAUGUCUUGAUUGGAAAGAUGAUGAUUUAUGGUGCAAUUUUUGGUUGCUUGUCACCCAUCCUUUCUAUUUCAGCAUUUUUGAGCUACAAAUCACCAUUUGUAUAUCCAAAAGAUGAGAGGCAAAAUUUUGAAAGGGCCAAAUUGUCUCUGUUGGCCGAUAAGCUAGAUGCUCCAACUGAAUCAGAUACAGCUAACAGGCAAUCUGACCACCUACUGAUGAUGGUUGCAUAUAGGAAAUGGGAGAAGGUUCUACGUGAGAAUGGAGUUACUGCUGCUCAACGUUUCUGCCGUUCAUAUUUUUUAAGCAAUUCAGUUAUGUACAUGAUAAGGGACAUGCGUAAACAGUUUGGAACAUUGCUGGCAGACAUUGGGCUGAUCAAUCUUCCAAAGACUUAUCAGAUUGAAGGCAAAAAAAAUGAGAAGCUCGAUACUUGGCUUUCAGAUAUGUCUCAAUUAUUCAAUAUACAUUCACAUCAUUCUUCAAUUGUGAAGGCAAUUAUUUGUGCAGGCUUAUAUCCCAAUGUUGCUGCUACUGAAGAAGGGGUUGUUAGAACAGCUCUUGGCAUGCUUAAUCAGUCUGCGGGUCCUAAAACAAAAGGAUACCCUGCCUUAUAUGAUGGGAAAAGAGAGGUUUACAUACAUCCUUCUUCUCUCAACAGCAACUUAAGAACUUUUCAGUACCCAUUUGUUGUAUUUCUUGAAAAGGUUGAAACUAAUAAGAUAUUUCUGCGAGAUACUACCAUCGUCUCCCCUUACUCUAUUCUGUUAUUUGGUGGCUCCAUGAGUAUUCAACACCAAGCUGGAUCUGUCAUCAUAGAUGGUUGGAUAAAAUUGACAGCACCUGCCCAAAUUGCAGUUCUCUUCAAGGAACUCCGGUUAACUCUUCAUUCUGUUCUUAAGGAGUUGAUUAGAAAACCAAAGAUGGCCUCUGUUGCCCAUGAUGAAGUUGUGAAGUCUAUUGCACAUUUACUUCUAGAAGAAGAGAAGUCCCGGACGUAAUUUAACUGAUCAUAUUCAUCCGGCGCCUAAGAGCAUGCAUUUGCUUAUACAAAUGUUCGUGCCAAAUCAUUUCAAGUGAAGACCGCCAGAGUUUAUGGCUACAUUUUGUGAUCGCAAUCAAGCAAGCUGGGGUAGUUUGCUAGCAGACCUGCUUCAUGGCUUAUCUGGACGUGCGUUUGAUAAUUCAGAUUGAAAUGCACGUUAGAGGUGCCGGGGCUUAUCUGGGGUUCUGUCUGCAUGCGGUAAUCUUCUUGAACUCGUGGAGCUCCAUUUCUGAAUUAUUUUGUGUCCUAGUUUUGAAGUUUGAUAUAACAAUUUGGCCAUGGUGUAACUUCACUGGUCUCUUUCUGCGGAGUAUGGCAGCUGUAAACUAAGCUUAUUACGUUUGCUC